AUGGUCGUCUCCCUCCGUUUCUGCAGUCCUUGCACUGGUCACCUUAGGAAAAAAAGAGACCUCAGAGACAGUCACUCAUGGGUUACACAUGCAGGGGCAAUGCCAGUGGUUCUCACCUGGGCAUUUUGUCAAAAUGCAGCUCCGACACCCCACUACCAGAUUCUGGGUGAAAAGUUUGGACCCUUUGCUGGAGAGAAGAGGAUGCCUGAAGACUUGGAUGAAAACAUGGAUUACAGGUUGAUGUGGGAGGUUCGUGGAAGUAAGGGAGAAGUUCUAUACAUUUUAGAUGCUACCAACCCGCGACACUCCAACUGGCUUCGCUUUGUUCAUGAGGCACCAUCUCAGGAGCAGAAGAACUUGGCUGCCAUUCAGGAAGGAGAAAACAUUUUCUAUUUGGCAGUUGAAGAUAUAGAAACAGACACAGAGCUUUUGAUUGGCUACCUGGACAGUGACAUGGAGGCUGAUGAGGAAGAACAGCAGGUUAUGACAGUCAUCAAAGAAGGUGAUGUUGAAAACCCUAAAGGACAACAAACAACUGAAAGAAAAGAUCAUCUUGGCUGUAAAGAGGACUAUGCCUGUCCUCAGUGUGAAUCGAGUUUUACCAGUGAGGAGAUUCUUGCUGAGCAUCUUCAGACCUUGCACCAGAAGCCUACAGAGGAGAAAGAAUUUAAGUGCAACAACUGUGGGAAGAAAUUCCCAGUUAAGCAGGCUUUGCAAAGACAUGUUCUUCAGUGCACAGCGAAAAGCAGUCUGAAGGAUUCUUCACGAAGUUUUCAGUGUUCUGUUUGCAAUUCUUCCUUCAGUUCAGCAUCAAGUUUUGAGCAGCACCAGGAGACUUGCCGGGGGGAUGCCAGGUUUGUGUGCAAGGCUGACAGCUGUGGGAAAAGGCUGAAGAGCAAGGAUGCCCUGAAAAGACACCAGGAAAAUGUCCACACUGGAGAUCCUAAGAAAAAACUCAUAUGUUCAGUGUGCAAUAAAAAGUGUUCUUCAGCAUCAAGCCUACAAGAACAUAGAAAGAUUCAUGAGAUAUUCGAUUGUCAAGAAUGUGUGAAGAAAUUUAUUUCAGCUAAUCAGCUAAAACGUCAUAUGAUCACCCACUCAGAAAAACGACCCUAUAAUUGUGAGAUUUGUAACAAAUCUUUCAAGAGGCUUGAUCAAGUGGGUGCCCACAAAGUAAUACACAGUGAAGAUAAACCUUAUAAAUGCAAGCUUUGUGGAAAGGGAUUUGCCCACAGAAAUGUUUACAAGAAUCAUAAGAAGACUCACUCUGAGGAGAAACCAUUUCAAUGUGAGGAAUGUAAAGCUUUGUUCCGGACCCCAUUUUCUUUGCAGAGACACCUGCUAAUACAUAACAGUGAGAGGACUUUCAAGUGUCAUCACUGCGAUGCUACCUUUAAAAGAAAGGAUACGUUAAAUGUUCAUGUUCAGGUGGUCCAUGAAAGACACAAGAAAUACAGGUGUGAGCUAUGUAACAAGGCAUUUGUUACACCUUCAGUGCUUAGAAGUCAUAAGAAAACACAUACAGGAGAAAAGGAGAAAAUCUGCCCAUAUUGUGGCCAGAAAUUUGCCAGCAGUGGUACCCUGAGAGUUCACAUCCGGAGCCACACAGGUGAGCGUCCCUACCAAUGCCCUUACUGUGGAAAAGGAUUCAGUAAGAAUGACGGGCUGAAGAUGCACAUUCGUACUCAUACCAGGGAGAAGCCGUACAAGUGCUCAGAGUGCAGCAAGGCCUUCAGCCAGAAGCGGGGCCUGGAUGAGCACAAGAGGACACACACCGGAGAAAAGCCCUUUCAGUGUGACGUAAGUUUUGGAUUCUCUUUUCUUUGCAUGGUGUCCUUAAAAACCAGGAG
Molecule: messenger RNA, 1850 nt
Organism: Carlito syrichta (Philippine tarsier)
Lineage: Eukaryota; Metazoa; Chordata; Mammalia; Primates; Tarsiidae
Gene: PRDM5
Product: PR/SET domain 5
Exons: 15
Molecular function (GO): protein binding; transcription cis-regulatory region binding
Source: RefSeq, a predicted model, not a curated record